This is a messenger RNA of Marmota monax (woodchuck), 6550 nucleotides long. It is a transcript of the gene Apaf1, whose product is annotated as apoptotic peptidase activating factor 1. Lineage: Eukaryota; Metazoa; Chordata; Mammalia; Rodentia; Sciuridae. Gene Ontology annotation, biological process: regulation of apoptotic process; apoptotic signaling pathway. The coding region runs from base 625 to 4368 and encodes 1247 amino acids. The transcript has 27 exons. Gene Ontology annotation, cellular component: apoptosome. The record is from RefSeq and is a predicted model, not a curated record. Gene Ontology annotation, molecular function: protein binding; ADP binding.
CCCCACCGCGGGAUGGGAGGGUGCGUCCCUGUGCGCGCGCGGCGGCCGCCCCGCGGACAUUAGGAUGUGUGCAUUUGCACGCGCGGGCACACUAUUUGGACUGGUCUGGCCGGGCGGGGUUUGACUGCUCAGCGGUCCUGAGGCGGAGAGGAGGCGGUAACUAGUGGACCCUAAUGCGUUAGCCCUGGACAGAAGGGAUAAGGGAGCCAGAGCGAGGGGCAGGGCUGCAGGCGACCUGCAAGGAUUUGAAGUUGCCGCGGCGAACGGCGCCAGGGUCCCGAAAGGUGCGACUCCAGCCGGAGGGAAGAGCGACAGCUCUAGUGGCCCUCCUCCUUUUGUGUCUCCGGGCAGGGUCCGCCCGCAGGCGGGGCUUGCGGAGGUCGGGCCGCGGGGUGACACCCGCGCCGAGGGCCCUCGGAUCUUCCUCACUCCGGGUUGCGGAGGCUCUGGUGAGGACCUGCCCCGGCUUAGGUCGCUGGGAAACUGCGCCCCGCGCCCCCAUUCCCCGUCGGAAGUCGGGGUUACAGUACUCCGCCACUGACCUGCACUCGUGCAGUCUGACCCGGCAGGGCUGCUCCUCCCGCUCAUGGUUGACAGUGCAGAGAGAAAGAACUUUGAGGGACAAUGGAUGCAAAAGCUCGAAAUUGUCUACUUCAGCAUAGAGAAGCUCUGGAAAAGGACAUUAAAACAUCCUACAUCAUGGAUCACAUGAUUAGUGAUGGAGUUUUAACAGUGUCAGAAGAGGAAAAAGUAAAAAAUCAGCCCACACAACAUCAACGAGCAGCUAUGCUAAUUAAAUUGAUACUUAAAAAAGACAGUUAUUCCUAUAUAUCAUUCUACAAUGCUCUACUACAUGAAGGAUAUAAAGAUCUUGCUGCCCUUCUUCAUAGUGGCAUUCCUGUGCUUUCAUCUUCCAGUGGCAAAGAUUCAAAUGGUGGAAUAACUUCAUAUGUAAGGACAGUGCUGUGUGAAGGUGGAGUACCACAAAGGCCAGUUGUUUUUGUUACUAGAAAGAAGCUGGUGAAUGCAAUUCAACAGAAACUCUUCAAAUUGAAUGGCGACCCAGGAUGGGUCACCAUAUAUGGAAUGGCAGGCUGUGGGAAGUCUGUAUUAGCUGCAGAAGCUGUUCGAGAUCAUUCACUCUUAGAAGGUUGUUUCCCAGGGGGUGUUCAUUGGGUUUCAGUUGGAAAACAAGACAAAUCUGGGCUUCUGAUAAAACUACAGAAUCUUUGCACACGGUUGGAUCAGGAUGAGAGUUUCCCCCAGAGGCUUCCACUUAACAUUGAAGAGGCAAAAGACCGUCUCCGCAUUCUAAUGCUGCGCAAACACCCAAGGUCUCUGUUGAUCUUGGAUGACAUUUGGGAUUCUUGGGUUUUAAAAGCUUUUGACAAUCAGUGUCAGAUUCUUCUUACAACCAGAGACAAGAGUGUUACAGAUUCAGUAAUGGGUCCUAAAUAUGUAGUCCCUGUGGAGAGUGGCCUCGGAAAAGAAAAAGGACUUGAAAUUUUAUCCCUUUUUGUUAAUAUGAAAAAAGCAGAUUUGCCAGAACAAGCUCAUAGUAUUAUAAAAGAAUGCAAAGGUUCUCCUCUUGUGGUAUCUUUAAUUGGUGCACUUUUACGUGAUUUUCCCAACCGGUGGGAAUACUACCUCAGGCAACUACAGAACAAGCAGUUUAAGAGAAUAAGGAAAUCUUCAUCUUAUGAUUAUGAGGCUCUGGAUGAAGCCAUGUCUAUAAGUGUUGAAAUGCUCAGAGAAGACAUUAAAGAUUAUUACACAGAUCUUUCUAUCCUUCAGAAGGAUGUUAAGGUGCCUACAAAGGUAUUAUGUAUUCUCUGGGACAUGGAAACUGAAGAAGUUGAAGACAUAUUGCAGGAGUUUGUUAAUAAGUCUCUCCUAUUCUGUGAUCGGAAUGGAAAGUCGUUUCGUUAUUAUUUACAUGAUCUUCAAAUAGAUUUUCUUACAGAGAAGAAUCGCAGCCAACUUCAGGAUCUACAUAAGAAGAUGAUCACUCAGUUUCAGAGGUAUCACCAGCUGCAUACUCUUUCCCCAGAUCAGGAGGACUGCAUGUAUUGGUACAACUUUCUGGCUUAUCACAUGGCUAGUGCCAAUAUGCACAAAGAACUUUGUGCUUUAAUGUUUUCCCUGGACUGGAUUAAAGCCAAAACAGAACUUGUAGGCCCUGCUCAUCUGAUUCAUGAAUUUGUGGAAUAUAGGCAUAUAUUGGAUGAAAAGGAUUGUGCAGUCUGUGAGAAUUUUCAAGAGUUUUUAUCUUUAAAUGGACACCUUCUUGGACGACAGCCAUUUCCUAAUAUUGUACAACUGGGUCUCUGUGAACCAGAAACUUCAGAAGUUUAUCAGCAAGCAAAGCUGCAGGCCAAGCAGGAGGUCGAUAACGGGAUGCUUUACCUGGAGUGGAUAAACAAAAAAACCAUCAAGAAUCUCUCCCGCUUAGUUGUCCGCCCCCAUACAGAUGCUGUUUACCAUGCAUGCUUUUCUGAGGAUGGUCAGAGAAUAGCUUCUUGUGGAGCUGAUAAAACCUUACAGGUGUUCAAAGCUGAAACAGGAGAGAAACUUCUAGAAAUCAAAGCUCAUGAGGAUGAAGUGCUUUGUUGUGCAUUCUCUACAGAUGACAGAUUUAUAGCAACCUGCUCAGUGGAUAAAAAAGUGAAGAUUUGGAAUUCUGUGACUGGGGAACUAGUCCACACCUAUGAUGAGCACUCAGAGCAAGUCAAUUGUUGCCAUUUUACCAAGAAGAGUCAUCUCUUAGCCACUGGGUCAAGUGAUUUUUUCCUCAAACUUUGGGAUUUGAAUGAAAAAGAAUGUCGAAAUACCAUGUUUGGCCAUACAAAUUCAGUCAAUCACUGUAGAUUUUCACCAGAUGAUGAGCUUUUGGCCAGUUGUUCAGCUGAUGGAACAUUAAAGCUUUGGGAUGUGAGAUCAGCAAACGAGAGGAAAAGCAUUAAUGUGAAGCAGUUCUUCCUAAAUUCAGAGGACCCUCAAGACGAGAUAGAAGUGAUAGUGAAAUGUUGUUCCUGGUCUGCUGAUGGUGCUAGAAUAAUGGUGGCAGCAAAAAAUAAAAUCUUUCUUUUUGAUAUUUAUACCAGUGGCCUGUUGGCAGAAAUCCACACAGGCCAUCAUAGCACCAUCCAGUACUGUGACUUCUCCCCUCAAAACCAUUUGGCAGUGGUGGCUUUGUCCCAAUACUGUGUGGAGUUAUGGAAUGUAGACUCAUGUGUAAAGGUAGCUGAUUGCAGAGGACAUUUAAGUUGGGUUCAUGGUGUGAUGUUUUCUCCUGAUGGAUCAUCAUUUUUGACAUCUUCUGACGACCAAACAAUCAGGGUCUGGGAGACAAAGAAAGUAUGUAAGAACUCUGCUAUAGUGUUAAAGCAAGAAGUAGAUGUUGUGUUUCAAGAAAAUGACGUGAUGGUCCUUGCAGUUGACAAUAUGAAACAUCUGCAACUCAUUAAUGGAAAAACAGGUCAAAUUGAUUACCUGACUGAAGCUAAAGUUAGCUGCUGUUGCUUAAGCCCACAUCUUCAGUAUGUGGCAUUUGGAGAUGAAGAUGGUGCCAUUGAGAUUUUAGAACUUCUAAACAACAGAGUCUUCCAGCCCAGGGUUGGUCACAAGAAAGCUGUACGGCACAUCCAGUUCACAGCUGAUGAGAAGACUCUCAUUUCAAGUUCAGAUGAUUCUUCAAUUCAGAUAUGGAAUUGGCAGUCAGAGGAAUAUGUUCUUCUGCAAGGCCACCAGGAAGCAGUGAAAGACUUCAGGCUUCUAAAACAUUCAGGAUUGCUUUCUUGGUCAUUUGAUGGAACAGUGAAGGUAUGGAAUACUAUUACUGGAAAAAUGGAAAAAGACUUUGUCUGUCACCAGGGUACAGUACUUUCUUGUGAUAUUUCUUCUGAUGCUACCAAGUUUUCAUCUACCUCUGCUGAUAAGACUGCAAAGAUCUGGAGCUUUGAACUCCCUUCUCCUCUACAUGAGUUGAAAGGCCACAAUGGCUGUGUACGCUGCUCGGCCUUCUCUGUGGACAGUUCCCUGCUGGCAACUGGAGAUGACAAUGGAGAAAUCAGGAUAUGGAAUGUCUCAAAUGGCGAGCUUCUUCACUUGUGUGCUCCAGUUUCAGUAGAAGAAGGAGCUGCUACCCAUGGAGGCUGGGUGACGGACCUUUGUUUUUCUCCAGAUAGCAAAAUGCUUGUCUCUGCUGGAGGAUAUCUUAAGUGGUGGAAUGUCGAGACGGGGGAAUCCUUACAGACCUUCUACACAAAUGGAACUAAUCUUAAGAAAAUACAUGUGUCCUCUGACUUCAAAACUUAUGUGACUGUUGACAAUCUUGGUAUUUUAUAUAUUUUACAGAUUUUAGAAUAAAAUGGUUUAGAAUUAAUGUAAGUUAAAGUAUUUUAAAUUUUGCAUUGGAAAAAAAUGAUAAACUCUGUAUUAUCAACUUUUUGUAAAGCUGUGAAUUGUUUUGCAGGUUUGCAUACAUUACAAGUGUUUGUGGUUGGAUGAAUAAUAUUAGUGUAGCUUUUUCCCAUGUGAACACACCUUUAAUCUUAUUUUUUAUCAUUAUCAUUAAUAAUUUGUCCUUAAGAUGCAAAUGAAAAUGUAAAUAUGUACCUUGUUGCACUGUUAGUAAAAUUUGUUCGUGAUGCAUUCAAAUUAGUUGUCAUAAUUAAUGAGAAUAAUUUGAAGGAUCUAUAUUUAUUUAAUAUUGUCAUUAUGCAGGCUGUGCCUCAGGGUGACAGUGGCCUGUUUUCUGAACCACAGCUACCCCCAGGGGGUAUAGUUCUCCCAAAUACUAUCUUGGAGGUUAUUUGUACUCCUUAAAUUUGCUUUAAAAAUACUGUGUCUGUGUGCACACUCUGAAACACUUCCUUUAAUUAACUCAAUAAGUGAGUGUUGGAUUUUAUCAGUUCUUUCUAUGAAGCAAAAAUUAUGUGUUAGAGAGUAGAGUUCAUGGGUUUCCCUUUUUCUCCCCGUAGCUAAAGGCAGCUCGCCAUAACUGGACUCUAGUGGUCAGUAUUGAGUGGGUGCUAUCCUACUUUCUGUGGCUUUUUUACUUCUUAAGUGACUGAACUUGGCCUUUCUUGAUCUUCACUUUAUUCCUUUUAAAGCUGUUCUUCCCUAGUUAAAUGUUAGUAAAUCAGAUUAAUUAAGGAUGGAGCAAUUUUAAUCACAAGUUUUAAUAAUACUUUCCUAAGAAAUGUGAAAUAGUAAAGAAUAAUUUUCUUCUAAUUGCAUUUUACUUUUAGGUAAAUGGUGUUGUUAGAGCUGUUUUCUUUGUGAAUUUCAAGAGACUUCUUUCUGAUUUUCUGUGCAGUUCUAGAAGGGUCACUGUCAGUCACUUUGGAAGCUUUUACCUUUCAGCCAACCUUUCUCCUCCUGUCCCUCCUUCCCUCCCUGCCUUCCUUUACUUUCCAUCCUCUCUUGUACCAUCCCUUUCUCUCUCCCCCUUCUCUGUGAAGUUAAUCAGGAAAUGCAGGGAUUUUUUUUUUUUUUUUUUUAGAUGGGGCUUGCUAUGUUACCUGGGCUGACUUUGAACUCCUUGGCUCAAGUAAUAAUCUUCCUGCCUCAGCAGAGUAGCUGAGAAAAAUAGCUUUGGACAUGGAGAAAGUUCACCAGCAUCUAUAGCUGGCUAUUUUUUUUUAACCUCCUGAUUAGGAACUUUAAAGUUUAAAUCUUUAAUUUUUAGUUAAACUUUAACUAAAGUUUAAACGUUAUUAUGGGCAUUGGACGAAAAUUUAUAACAGAUGUGGUUUUCAUAUAAAAGUAAUCAAAAUUCAAAGAUUUUUUUUUCUAUUACAGAAAUAAUAAGUCAAAUGAAUAUUAGUAUACAAUAGUAAAAUUAUAUAUAAGCAACAAACCCAUUUCUGCUGGUGGUGCAUAUUAAUAGAUGAUGUGUGGAUAGAAGGAUGUGUUUUAGAUUAGACAUUCAUAUAUAGCAUUUGUGGAAACUGUAAAUACAAUACAGUAAAUAAAAUCUUUUACAUUAUUAAGGAAGUUUUUUGUGUUUGAACAGGUUGAGGAACUAGUUUAUAGGCAUACUAUGAUUUAAGCAAAUGUGAUAAGUGAAAAAUCUUAAUUUUAUAAGAAAUUUUGGUAAAUAAUGUUUUGCUUAGAAUGUCCAAGUUUUAAUUUGAUUUUCAUGUUUAAGGGCUCAUCUCAUCUAUAGCUCAGAAUAUGAAGAAUUGACUUUUGGAGUUAAAAGCCACUUGACUGCUAAUGUAUAACAGCAAACAUCAACUUUUUAUGUCUCAAUUGAGCUUUGUCUUAAUAUUUAAAAGAAACUAAAAAGGAAAAUGGGAAGAUGAGAUAAUGUGAGGAAAGGAGACACCUGCGACGUACAUUGCAGCUCGUGGAGUUGGUCAUGAGGGGGAUUCGGUUGUAGCUGCAGAUGAACAUUUUUAAACAUUUUCCCUGAUAUGUUUUUUGUAUGUGAAAUUACAUUGGACUUUGUAUAUGUAAAGAUGUUUUUAUAUUGAAUGUUUUUAUAUUGAAUGUGUAUGUUUUGAAACCUGUUACUUACAUGAUUUUCUUUUUUUUUUUUUGC